Fulvia fulva is the source of this 1248-nucleotide messenger RNA. RefSeq lists its product as uncharacterized. The record is from RefSeq and is a predicted model, not a curated record. Gene Ontology annotation, biological process: lipid homeostasis. Gene Ontology annotation, cellular component: endoplasmic reticulum; membrane. Bases 1 to 1248 code for a protein of 415 amino acids. The transcript has a single exon. Lineage: Eukaryota; Fungi; Ascomycota; Dothideomycetes; Mycosphaerellales; Mycosphaerellaceae.
AUGAAAGACCCGUUCCCCAUCGCACCUCCGACGGCUCUCAUUGAGCUGGUGAAGCCUAUUGCCGAUCCCUUGGGUCUGCCCUCUCUGGCAUUGCACGCUCACGAGGUGCUCUUUGCGUUCGGGCUGUACAUAUUCAUCGAUACUGUCGUCUCGCCGAUCUUAUCCAGCAGACUAUGCCCGGGCACCUACAACAAGCUUAACAAGCGGACUCGACUCAACUGGGAUGUGCAUGUCGUCUCAUUCUUCCAGUCGGUAUUGAUCAGCGCGCUGUCACUGUACGUUAUCUUCUACGACGAGGAGCGAGCAGCCCUUCGACCACGAGGAAGAUGGGAGGAACGAAUCUGGGAAUACACGGGCGUCUCCGGCCUCUGCCAGUCCUUCGCAUUGGGCUACUUCAUGUGGGACUUCUACAAAUGCGCCUGGCACGUUGAGAUCUUUGGCUGGGGAAUGUUGGCACACGCGAUUUCAGCUUUCAGUGUCUUCGCCCUUGGGUACAGACCUUUCAUCCACUUCUAUGCGCCCAUCUUCCUGCUGUACGAACUCAGUAGCCCGUUCUUGAACAUCCACUGGUUCUGUGAUAAGCUCGAACUCACCGGAUCGAUCUACCAGGCUAUCAACGGAGUCUUCCUGACGGGAACCUUCUUCGCUUGCAGACUGGUCUGGGGUAACAUCAGCUCUUUCUGGGUCUUCUACGAUAUCUUCCACGCGAUCCAAAAAGGCAGCACGAGCAUCACGAACACCGACACCGGAGCACCAAAGCACUACUCCGCUGACGAUCUGCUCACUAUCUAUGGAGAUGAGCAAGGACAAAGGCUAGCAUUUUCAGGAGGCUACAAAGUCCCAAUCUGGCUCGGCUUGGUCUACCUCGCCAGCAACCUGACGCUGAACUCCCUCAACAUCUUCUGGUUCGGCAAGAUGAUCGAGACGAUUCGCAAGAGGUUCGACCCACCACUCGGCACGAAAAGCAAAGGAGAAGAAUACUCUGGUUAUGAGCCAAAGGAGAAGGUCAAGAAGGAGAAAGCCUACAACACAAGCGCUGCGCAAAGACUCGACCCGAACGCGAGCCAGCCCGUCACUUCGAGCGGCAAGGGUAGUGUCAAGGCUGCAAGACAAAGAGCUGAGGCAGCGAUGGAUGGGGCGAUUGCGAGCAGUGAGGACAUCAACACGCAGAGGGUCACACUGGCGGACGGCAGCAAAGGCGUGCAGGUAGAAGGGCAAAGGACGCUGCGGACAAGGAGGAAAGCGUAA